Oryza sativa Japonica Group (Japanese rice) is the source of this 1005-nucleotide messenger RNA. NCBI's taxonomy places the organism in Eukaryota, Viridiplantae, Streptophyta, Magnoliopsida, Poales, Poaceae. The record is from RefSeq and is a predicted model, not a curated record.
CCCAAAAGUAGAAGCAAAACGAGCCCACGGAUAGCCUCAUCGCCCUAUUGACAAUUCUACCCCUCCGCCGUCGGAUCAACCGCUUCGCCUCCGCCUCCUCCUCUCGCUCUCCUCCUCAUCGGAGAAAUCUCGCCGCCGCCGGCGAUGGGUUUCUUCCGCCGGAUCGCCGGCAUGUUUGGAAUCUCCAGGGACGACGCCGACCACCACCCCCACCACCACCACCACGACGGCGCCGCGGGGGACUCCGCCGCCGCCGCCGAAGUCCCGCAGGAUAAGGUCGUCGCCGCCGCGGCCGCCGCGGCGGCUGCCGGGAACGUGCAGAGGCGCGGGUUCAGCGUCCAGGUCCCCGUCCCCGUCGAGCGGCCCGGGCCCGGGCCGGUGCUCGUGCCCUGUCCCCAGGGCGACGGCGGCGUUCAGGGCUUUAGGUGGUAUACAAGGAAGCUAAGGAUUGAUGAGGAUGGUGAUGUCGCAGAUGAGUUCUUGGAUGAAGUUGUUCCAGAAAUCUCGAUCAACAACGACUCAACUCCAGCUGGAAGAUAUCAAGUGAAAUAUAAUACAAAAUCAGCUGCUCUAGCAAUGAGAAAGCAAAUAUCCGUCAUUGAUGGUGACAUCUGUCAUUCCUUGGAGUACCAAGGGCGCCUGCGUUGGGUGUGACUGUCAUGUAAGCUUGAGUUGUAGUGUGCUGUCACCUCAAGAACUGCCAAUCACUCUUGGCCAAAGGAUUGCAAGAAUUUGAUAUGCGCGUCUGCCUUGGAGCCUCCCAGGAGUGUGGAUCUGUGGAGUUCUUGGUUGAUGCGUCAUUCUUAAAUUUGAGUGUUUUGGGAUGCCUGGUUUGGUCCCUUGUACCACUAGCAGUAGUUGUACAUUGUUGAACUUGAACUGAACAAUUACAGGAGUAAACAAGCUACUGCUAGAACAGCAGAAAGGGAAUGUGUAUUUGCAAAUAGAGCCACUGAAUCCUUGAUCAAUCUAUUUUGCAUUACACGGAGUGAUGUGUUGAUUUUA